Molecule: messenger RNA, 765 nt
Organism: Drosophila sechellia
Lineage: Eukaryota; Metazoa; Arthropoda; Insecta; Diptera; Drosophilidae
Exons: 3
Coding region: 106-543 (145 amino acids)
Source: RefSeq, a predicted model, not a curated record
UCGACAAACGGCGGUUCCAGCAUCAGCAUCAUCACUCGGCAUCCCAAACUCGAGACUUGAAACUCGACUUUUUUCCCAGAGGAUCUCUUUCUUCAGGCAUUCCAAAUGUUGCGCAUACGCAGUGUGAGCCACGUGCAGCUGCUCGUUCUAAUGGCAAUCGUUGUGGUGACGGCAAAACAGGAGAGUUCAACGCGUCAAUUUGGUGGCCAGAACUUCGGCAACGGCUUGGGUCCCUCCUUCGGUGGCGUGGGCGCGGGUGGUCUGGGGCCUGGGGCCGGGUUUGGACCCGGAUCCGCUGCCGGAUAUCCGGGACAAGGCGGCUACGUACCACCGCAGCAGCCGGGCUGCCCGCUGUGCGACUCGUCGGUUUACUCGUACUGCUCCCACAAGAUGGUCCACGAUGCCUGUUGCUGCGAUUUUCCAGGCGGUGCCCCGCAGUUGAGACCGCCCCAGUGUUUGUACUACGACUGCUCGCUGCUGUAUGCCAAAUCCUGUUACGAGCACGCCCUCAUCAAGAACUGCUGCUGCAAUAAUCCCUACUGACGCGCCCAUUUAUCGGCAAAAUCGAGAAGUAUCGGGAAAUUGGAAAUGGAAAAUGGAAAAUGGGUAGUGCGGAGCGCCAAGUGAUUUGUUUGCACUUCGGCUUCAUUUAUUUAUUCAAUCCAUUUAAAAUGCAUGUGCGCAGCGCGGACAGAUAUGUUUUUAAAUCAAGUUUGUGCGAUUGCUUGAAGCGCGCUAAAUUAAAUUAAGUAAUUUAUUUGACAA